Molecule: messenger RNA, 629 nt
Organism: Myotis davidii
Lineage: Eukaryota; Metazoa; Chordata; Mammalia; Chiroptera; Vespertilionidae
Gene: TNFRSF14
Product: tumor necrosis factor receptor superfamily member 14
Exons: 5
Coding region: 18-509 (163 amino acids)
Biological process (GO): positive regulation of cytokine production involved in immune response; defense response to Gram-positive bacterium; positive regulation of T cell migration
Cellular component (GO): external side of plasma membrane
Molecular function (GO): protein binding
Source: RefSeq, a predicted model, not a curated record
GGCCUUGCGCACUGGCGAUGCCCUCCUGCAAAGAGGAGGAGUUCCCGGCGGGGACCUUGUGCUGCCCCAAGUGCAGGCCAGGCUACCGGGUGAAGGAGCCCUGCGGGGAGUUCACGGGCACAAUGUGUGCGCCCUGCACCCCGGGCACCUACACUGCCCACCUCAACGGCCUGCCCGAGUGUCUGCCCUGCCGCGUCUGUGACCCAGGCCUGGGCCAGGUGACCAGACGGAACUGCUCCACCCGGACCAACACCGUGUGUGGCUGCGAGCGCGGCCACUUCUGUGAGCGACAGGACGGUGACUCCUGCGUCCAGUGCAGGCCCCACAGUGUCUGCUGCCCGGGCCAGAAGGUGCGGGAGACAGGCACCGAGUGGGAGGACACGCUGUAUGAAGACUGCCAGCCGGGCACCUUCUCUGCGGGGGGCACCCAGGCAGCCUGCACGCCCUGGACCAGGUGCAGUGGCCCCCUUUCCUGGGAAGCGACGCCUGGGACCAAAGCUCAGACGUGACAUGCUCCUCUGUGGGCCCCGUCAUCAUCAUCAUCAUCAUCAUCAUCAGCGUGAUCCUCGUCAUCGCUGUCAUUUCUGUGUCAUGUGUGCGCAGGGCCAUCAGGGACAGAAGGUCACGUG